UUAACUUAUACAUUUUCUUUAUUAGGUGCGUAAGCAACAUAUGGAGCGCGCUACAGAUUUUUUGGUGAAAGAGUUGAAAGUUUGCACACAAGAGGAGGCAGUGUCUCGUGUAUUUUUUAUUUCAGCUAAGGAAGUAUUACAGGCUCGAGUAAAAGAACGCAAUGGACAAGCUAUAAAUAAUGGAGCAUUAGCUGAAGGUUUUAGUGCUAGAUAUAUGGAAUUUGAAGAAUUUGAACGUAGAUUUGAGGAAUGUAUCUCAAAAUCAGCAAUUAAGACUAAGUUUUUAAAUCAUUCACAACAAGGAAAACAUUUAGUCAAAGAUAUGUAUACAAUUAUGGAAAAAGUUUACAACAGAAGUAAAGAACUAACACAUUCAAAAAUGUGUCAAAAAAAAGAAUUUCAAGAGAAAUUGAAUUUUACAGAACAACAACUUGUAUGUAUAACAAAUCAGAUGAAAAUGAAAAUCCAUCAGAUGGUUGAUGAUGUGGAGGAUAAGGUGUCUAAAGCCCUUAAUGAUGAAAUUCGCAGAUUAUCUACUUUAGUUGAUGAAUUCAAUUUACCAUUUCACCCAGAAUCAUUAGUUUUAAAUGUUUAUAAAAAAGAACUUCAUAGCCAUGUCGAAUCAGGGCUUGGUAGCAAUUUACGAGCUAAACUAUCCACCGCAUUGGCUAUGAAUAUAGAUCAAAGUCAAAGAGAAAUGAUUGAUAAGAUGUCAACGUUAUUGCCAGAAGAUAAACGGAACAUUAAUGUCACAAAUCCYAAACGUGAACCAUUUGAAGUUUUGUAUCGUUUACACUGUGAUAAUCUAUGUGGAGAUUUCCACGAGCAACUUGAAUUCAAAUUCUCUUGGGGCUUAUCAAAAUUAAUUACUCGUAUAUCAUCAUUAGCCAAUUGGUCACGUGAUCAAUCAAGGGUUCUUAUAUCCCCAUCUCAAAAUCCAUCAACCAGUGCUGUUGACGGUUCAUUUAGUGGAUUUGAUAAUAGUUUAGCUGUGGAACAAAACUUAUCCAUGAUAUCACGUGUUCUGGCUGCAUCUGUGGGUACUCACGGUACUGURGGAGGACUCGUUUUAGGAGGAUUUAUGCUCAAAACAGUUGGGUGGCGUUUGAUUGUAGCUGCUGGUGCUGUAUAUGGGGUUCUUUAUUUAUAUGAGCGUUUGUCUUGGACAACAAAAGCAAAAGAAAGAGAAUUUAAGAGACAAUAUGUCGAUCAUGCUACUAGGAAGCUUCGUUUGAUUGUUGAUCUCACAUCUGCGAAUUGUAGUCAUCAAGUACAGCAGGAACUCUCUACUACCUUUGCACGAUUAUGCCAAUUAGUUGAUGAAUCUGCUAACAAUUUAAAUGAUGAAAUGAAAAAAUUGGACCAAGAAAUAAACAUGUUAUCUAAGUCAACUGAAAUCGCAAAAUUCUUAAGAAGCAAAGCAGAUUUUUUGAAAGUAGAGUUGAAGCARUUUGAUGAUACGUUUCUAUGUUUAAAUAACUAGAUAAGUAGUCAAGAUGUAAAACGAUUGUAUAUUAUACCUACUUGUUGAGUAUUUCUUUAUAUUAUUUUUAGAAUAGGUA
Messenger RNA from Diuraphis noxia (Russian wheat aphid), 1562 nucleotides. RefSeq names its product Mitochondrial assembly regulatory factor (gene Marf). The record is from RefSeq and is a predicted model, not a curated record. Gene Ontology annotation, cellular component: mitochondrial outer membrane. Gene Ontology annotation, biological process: mitochondrion localization; mitochondrial fusion. NCBI's taxonomy places the organism in Eukaryota, Metazoa, Arthropoda, Insecta, Hemiptera, Aphididae. Gene Ontology annotation, molecular function: GTP binding; GTPase activity.